AGCUGUUCAAACGCAGUCCGCCAUGGUACCGCGGCUCGGACGCAUGCGCACAACGCUCACCGCGACUUCCGAUGUCGCAGACGCGUCGCACGAACAUCGCAAUCGAAAUAUUAAAAAAAAAUGGAUUGUAAUUUGUAAUUAAUACGCAAUGUCGCGUGGUACGCAGUUUGUUAGAGUAAUAAAGUUUUUACUCGCCGGCGUGACAGUAUUUUGUGUGAGUUGGAUAGCCAGUGUGAACGAGUGGCACUCGGGGUUGCGAUGGAGUGGACGUCGUGUGGAGAACCUGUCCACCAUGAGGACCAUUGUUGGCUACUCGGCAGCCAAGCUGGCUGAGCUAGACCGACCCUCGCCGGUUGCUUGCAGUAGACUGCCGGCGUUCCCGGAAAUACCUUUAAUUAAUCGUACCUGGUCGCCUGACACCGAGAGCCCAUCCUGGCAACGCGUCAGGGGCACAUCGGUGUCACUGUACGCCGCGUACUACGACGACCGAGCCCCACAACGCUAUAUACGCAUUCUUGCUCAUUUUCACGGCCGUAAAAUAGCAAUAGAAGAACCAUUAUUCUGUCAAACCCGUUCGGCCAACCCUGAGAAAUACUCAGUAGAAGUUGUAGCAGCAAAGCCAGAAGAAAUCUGGUGGCAUGAAUGGGAUCAAACCCAAACCGAAGUAUUUACGCCCCUACUACUAUCAUGUCCUUUGACAGAAGAUAUGAGCGAUACAUCUGUUGUAUCCAUCGUUACGCAACCUUGUGAAAACCCUUCGAACGGAUUGUUACUUAAACCAUCGAAAACAAAAUAUAGAUAUAAUAGAACUUUCACAAUAUGUGUAAAGGAUAUGAUUUUCCAAAAAGACAUAUCCCAAAAUUUGAUAGAGUGGAUUGAAACAAACAAAUUGCUCGGUGUUGAUAUGAUUGAUAUGUAUAUAGAUAGCUUAAAUAAGAAAAGCGAAGAUAUUUUGCUACGUUAUCGCUCUCAGGGCAUUGUCCGGUUAUUCCAUGUUCCUAUUAAAUAUAGUUUCGAAAGAUCUCUAUGGCAGAGGCGAAGGGAUCAUAUUAUAACUUAUAACGACUGUUUGUAUAGAAAUAUUAGAGAAUCUAAAUUUAUUAUUCCGCUUGAUAUAGAUGAAAUAAUAUUGCCAAAAAUAGCAGACACAUGGGGCGAAUUACUGAAACGAUUAACCUAUCAGGGUUGGAAUCCAAACACGUACUCCGCAAUUUUAGUUCGAAACGUUUUCUUUUUUGACUUUCUGCAAGAAGUUCGCAAUUAUAAAUCUAGCAAACAUACAAAUAAAAAUAAAAUGUACAUGAAAAGAGAUGACGUACGAAUAAAAGAUGAAAACGUAUCAUUAGAGCAAAUUAAAUUAUUAAAUGAUACAAAUAGUAUUAAGUAUGAAAUAGACAAUGAAGUUGCAAAUAGUUCUACACAAAACAAUUAUAAGUCAGUAUGCGGCAAAGAAAUGCCCAUACCUAAAGUAGCAAGUCAUACAGUUAGCUCAGCAGUUAUUAGCCCUAUAGGACAUUACAGCAAAAGCUUUAUGCUUACAAAAAGAGUGCUGACAGCAUUUAAUCAUUAUCCUUUGGCAAGUCUCGGAGCGGCGGGCAUUGCUGGUUGGCCGGCGCCCUUUAACGAAGUGCAACUCAACCAUUACAAGGAGGCAUGCAACUCUACAGUUGUGUCGGAGUGCGAAAUAUAUUCGAAAACAUCACGGAUGGACUAUUCUGCAGCCCGUCUGAGUAGACGACUCACUAAAGUGCUUGCUACCGAUUUGUGCUCUAAAUUAAAAACUGUUUAAAU
Bicyclus anynana (squinting bush brown) is the source of this 1791-nucleotide messenger RNA. RefSeq lists its product as uncharacterized. Bases 149 to 1789 code for a protein of 546 amino acids. The transcript has 4 exons. The record is from RefSeq and is a predicted model, not a curated record. NCBI's taxonomy places the organism in Eukaryota, Metazoa, Arthropoda, Insecta, Lepidoptera, Nymphalidae.